Molecule: messenger RNA, 324 nt
Organism: Cotesia congregata
Lineage: Eukaryota; Metazoa; Arthropoda; Insecta; Hymenoptera; Braconidae
Source: the annotation of a GenBank genome assembly
AUGGUAGAAGAGGUUGUAAGCCCCUGUAACAAAUCCAAGAAUAAAACAGCAAGACCUAGACCAGUUUAUUUGUGGAAUGUACUGGAUGUACAAAAAUGGUUAAGACGACACUGCAGCGAUUAUUAUCAGCUUUAUCAUGAAAAAUUUUUAUACCAUGACAUUACUGGACGCGUCCUCUUGAGAAUAAACGAGAACAUUCUACUUCGUCUUGGUAUCGACAAUGAGGAACAUCGGAUGGAUAUUUGUCGAGAAAUAAUGAAACUUCAUUUAAAAACUGAUAUUUUAGAAAUACGCGAUAUUGAACGUCGAAACAAUUAUGAUUAA